AUGGUGCUGGGCAUUAUGACUGCCAUUGCGGCCUGCCCUGCGAUAAUAGGAACCACUGAAGCCGUGCGCCAAGGCCAAAGACAGAACGCCAGGGAGAAGCACCGGGGCCUAAAGACGAAUCUUUCCAUAGUGUGCUCGCGAGCUACAAAGGGCGGCCGUGAAAUCGAUGGAUGCGAGCUGGUCCUCAGCGAAAACAAGCUAUAUCUCAAUGUGCCCUCGGAUGAGUUUCCGGAAGGCCAUCCCGAAGACCAUCCAUUCGCUGGCUACUUCCUGCCCUACCCCGACCAGGACUGGGGACGACAGGGCGAAGGCAUGGUGUCGACCAUUUCAGACGACCCGCCACAGCUGAAUUGGAUCUAUAUAGACCGCGAUACCUGCGAGGUCAAGUAUGGCGACCGAAUCACCUCAGAACCUCACAUCGUCGGCCCAUGGGAUGUGACCAAGAUGGACCGGAGAGUCAUGCUGACGGGUUGGGAAGGGUUUAUGGCAGUUCGAUACGGGCCUGGAGAAUGGGCACUCUAUUUCGACGUCGACGACAACGGACUGCAGGGAGUUGUUGGAGAAGAAUUGCUGAAAAUGGAGGUUGAACUGGUGCGAAGGGAAAAGAGGCAGGAGCGGACGUCGACUGGUCCGGCAACCGUUGCCGAAGCCAAGGCCACAGAGGGCAAUGACGCAGCAUGA
Cucurbitaria berberidis CBS 394.84 is the source of this 681-nucleotide messenger RNA. RefSeq lists its product as uncharacterized. Bases 1 to 681 code for a protein of 226 amino acids. The record is from RefSeq and is a predicted model, not a curated record. The transcript has 2 exons. Lineage: Eukaryota; Fungi; Ascomycota; Dothideomycetes; Pleosporales; Cucurbitariaceae.